Molecule: messenger RNA, 1302 nt
Organism: Penicillium alfredii
Lineage: Eukaryota; Fungi; Ascomycota; Eurotiomycetes; Eurotiales; Aspergillaceae
Product: protein kinase PKP2
Exons: 4
Coding region: 1-1302 (433 amino acids)
Biological process (GO): regulation of glucose metabolic process; protein phosphorylation
Cellular component (GO): mitochondrion
Molecular function (GO): pyruvate dehydrogenase (acetyl-transferring) kinase activity
Source: RefSeq, a predicted model, not a curated record
AUGCGGUCGUGUCGUCCUUUACGAUGGGGGCUGCCAUGUGUGCCAAAGUCUCGAUUUUACUCGGGGGCUCAAAGCCCGCCACCAUGGCGGCCCGUCUCUGCGUUGGAUCAAUGGGUGGAACGUGAAAUUCGGCCCAUCAGUUUGCGCCAGUUGACGUUCUUUGGCCGUACCUUGACCGAACCCCGCCUCAUUAGCUCCGCUAACUAUGUGCGGACCGAGCUGCCCACGCGAAUUGCUCAUCGGCUCCGCGAUAUUCAGCAGCUGCCCUACGUGGUGGUUGCGAAUCCCCACCUGUCGCUUGUGUACGAACUGUACUACAAGGCGUUUGAGAAGUUUCGAGUCAUUCCUGAGAUCCGGAGCUUGGACGACAAUGACCGACUGUGCGAUGUGCUGCGGGAGAUGCUAAAGGAACACAUGGUGGUGAUUCCUAAUUUGGCAAUGGGAGUCUUGGAGUGUCGGGAGCUUGUUCCCCACAACGAGAUGGAUCGCUUCAUGAACACACUUUUGCGGGCGAGGAUAUCUCGCCGAGUCAUUGCAGAACAACACUUGGCCUUGACGGACACCUUCAACUCGCCAUGGCAUUUCCCCGAUGCCAAUGACCGAACUGACAUGAAUGCAGACUUUGUAGGCGAAGUGUUUCUGAAGUGCAAGGCGAAGGAAGUGGUCGAGCGAUGCGGGAAGGUGGCCCAGGAUCUGAUGCGACAGACCUCAGAUUCGACGCAGAUCCCCGCCAUCACCGUGCAGGGUCACUUGGAGGCUACCUUCCCCUACAUCCUCAGCCACCUGGAGUACAUCGUUGGGGAGCUUCUCCGCAACUCCGUACAGGCUGUCAUUGAGAAAUACCACAAUUCUUCCCAGCCGCCGCCGCCCAUCGACGUGCUCAUCUGCGAAACCCCACAGCAUGUAAUCAUGCGUAUCUCGGACCAGGGCGGGGGCAUCCCACGGGAGAUCCUCCCGUACCUGUGGUCGUUCAGCAAGGGACCUCGCACGCAGUCUCGGCUGGAGAACCUAGGUCAGGUGCCAGCGAUGGCGGCCACGAUGCAAGAGCUGCAGGUGUCCCAGGGGCGUAAGUCCGACCGCGAGAUGUUUCACGAGGGCUCCCUGGAUACACUGACAUCACGGCCACCGAAUCUCCGACUGGGAAUGGGACUUCCAAUGAGCCGGGUGUAUGCGGAGUACUGGGCGGGCAGUCUUGAGCUGCACAGUCUGGAAGGCUAUGGCGUGGAUGCCUUCUUGCAAAUCUCCAAGCUGGGUAACAAGAACGAGCAAGUCACAACACGGGCAGCCAUCGACGCGGUGUGA